Molecule: messenger RNA, 1170 nt
Organism: Fusarium sp. VM40
Lineage: Eukaryota; Fungi; Ascomycota; Sordariomycetes; Hypocreales; Nectriaceae
Source: the annotation of a GenBank genome assembly
AUGGCAUUUGCUGCGGAAACCAGCGAUUUAUAUCGUCAUAUGGGAAUGGCCUUGUACAAACGUGCUAGAUCAUAUCUUCAGGCACACGAUAUGGAUGACAUUACUCAAACCUCAAUAUCGCUAGGCCACGCACAAGCUUGGGCACUUACAUCAUGCUUUGAGGCUGAACAUACCAUGUUUGCCAAAGCUUCCAUAACCCUUUGUUCUGCUAUUCGAGUUGCACAGAUGCUAAAUUUACAUCAAGUUGAUACCGUGCAACACGGUGAAAACCACACAGUUGACAGCAUAGAGAUGGAGGAGCGACGACGGACAUGGUGGACGAUAUUCUGCUUUGAUCGAUUUGUCUGCGCCACAACUGGAUGGCCGGCUCUCAUACAUGAUCAAAAUAUCAAAACUCGCCUUCCGGCGUCAGACGAAGCAUAUGCGUACGGUCGAGACGAGCAUGCACGCUUCCUAGGAGAUCAGCUCACCGAUGCCGAACCACACUCAUCAUUCGCGGGAAGAGUCCUUACAGCGCAUAUCUUCCAUCGCACCAUUGAACAUAAUUCAGAUAACAGCCAAGGGCAAGAAACCCAAUACUUUAGUAACGAUGCUUACUGGAAAAGACACAGCGCUAUUGACAACGACCUCAAAUUCAUGCUACUGAUGUUGCCAAAGAGUCUUUGUCUUCCUGCCAACUACAAGAACCACAACGCUGUGUUUGUCAAUGCCAUGCUACACACUGCUACGAUCUGCCUUCACAGGGCAGCUUUGUGGAAGAUGAAGUCCAAUCUCCAGGGACUGCCUAGUUACAUGAUUCGAUUGUCUCAAGAUCGUCUUAUUCCAGCAGCCGAAGAGAUCCUCAACAUCUUCAGAAUGAUACCAAAUCUCAAUGCAACCUUUGCUAAUCCGCUUAUUUGCUUUUCUGCAUAUAUGGCUGCCCUCGUCUUUCUGUCCUCGACUACCCCUACCCAGUGCGAUAGCCAGAGCGAGGAAAAUCUCGAUUUUAUACUCAAGAUUAUGGUUGCCUUUGGUGAUAACAAUCUUGUCGCCAACGCUGUGGCGAAUGAAAUCGUUAAAGAGAUGACGCAGUGUGGUAUUGUGUCUGCCACAAUGGACAAGUUGAACCUGCAGAGCACGCCGAUAGAUAUUCCACUAUUGGCAACGCAGCGUCUGUAUUCGUCUUUCUAA